This is a messenger RNA of Drosophila busckii, 2109 nucleotides long. Its product is annotated as esterase B1. Bases 252 to 1940 code for a protein of 562 amino acids. NCBI's taxonomy places the organism in Eukaryota, Metazoa, Arthropoda, Insecta, Diptera, Drosophilidae. The record is from RefSeq and is a predicted model, not a curated record. The transcript is spliced from 4 exons.
CGUGUUUAGCGGUUGUGUGACUGGAGUGUGUCUCCCAAAUCUUUUGUUCGCGUGUGUGAACUGGAAUUUAACUGCACACAUAUGUACAUAUGAAUAGAAAUUUGUAGUAUAAAUGUGUUUACAUUUGUACUUGCAUAUGAACUUUAUAGUGUGUAGUGGCGUAAAGUUUUGCAGUUUGUUAAAGCGAAUUCAAUGCUAAAACAUCAAAAAAGCGAUCAAAUAUAUUGUUAAAUCUUUGACUAAGCAAUACAAUGGCCGUGCGUUUCAUGGAUAUGUUAAAGCUCACCUUUAAGGUGCUCAGCUUCAAGUUCGAGCAGCGCCGCUUGACGACAGCCAUCUAUUCGGUAGUUAAGACCAAACUGGGGUCAGUUCGUGGCGUAAAGCGCAAUACGAUUUGGGGCGACAGCUACUACAGCUUUGAAAAAAUACCGUUCGCCAAGUCCCCUCUCGGGGAGCUGCGCUUCAAAGCCCCAGAGCCCGCGGAGCCCUGGGCUCAUGAGCUUGACUGCACUUCGCCCGGCGACAAGCCGCUGCAGACGCAUCCAUUCUUUCGCAAAUUUUCAGGUUCCGAAGACUGUCUGUAUCUAAAUGUCUAUGCCAAAGACCUACAGCCGGAAAAGCCGCGUCCCGUACUAGUGUGGAUCUAUGGCGGUGGCUUCCAGGUGGGCGAAGCCUCGCGCGACAUGUACAGUCCGGACUUCUUCAUGUCUAAGGAUGUGGUGCUGGUGUCCAUAGGCUAUCGUCUGGGAGCCUUCGGAUUUCUCAGCCUAGACGAUCCGGAGCUGAAUGUGCCCGGCAAUGCGGGGCUCAAGGAUCAAAUCAUGGGCCUCAAAUGGGUGCAGCAGAACAUUGAAGCCUUUGGCGGUGAUCCGAACAAUGUGACUCUGUUUGGCGAGAGUGCUGGUGGUGCCUCCACUCAUCUGCUAACGCUAAGUCCACAAACAGAGGGUCUGCUGCACAAGGCCAUUGUCAUGUCGGGAAGUGCGCUGUGUCCUUGGGCCCAGCCGCCGCAGAGCAACUGGGCCUAUCGCCUGGCACAAAAGCUGGGCUACGCGGGCGCCAACAAGGAUAAGGAAAUCUUCAAGUUUCUAUACAAUGCCAAGGGCGGAGAUAUUGUGAAGGCGACGGCUUCAGUGCUCAGCAAAGAGGAGAAACACAAUCGCGUGCUCUUUGCCUUUGGCCCUGUGGUGGAGCCCUACAAAACAGAGCACACAGUCAUAGAUCGGCCACCCUAUGAGCUUAUGCAGCAAACUUGGAGCCAGCGUGUGCCCAUCAUGUUUGGUGGUACAAGCUUCGAAGGUCUGCUCUUCUAUCCAGAAGUUACGCGUCGCCCAGCCACGCUGGACGAGGUGGGAAACUGUCAGAAUGUGCUGCCAAUAGAUUUGGGCGAGAACUUGGAUCCCAAGCUACGCGAGAAUUAUGGAUUGCAGCUGAAGCGCAUGUACUUUGGCGACGACUCUUGCAACAAGGCUAACAUGCUCAAGUUCCUGGACCUGGAGUCCUAUCGUGAGUUUUGGCAUCCCAUCUAUCGUACAGCGCUGGCUCGCGUGCGUCAGGGUAGCGCCCACACGUAUCUGUAUCGCUUUGAUCACGACUCCAAGCUCUGCAACGCCAUUCGUAUUGUUCUCUGUGGCCACGAGAUGCGUGGUGUCUGCCACGGUGACGAUCUGUGCUACAUCUUCCACAGCAUGCUCGCGAACCAGGCAGCUCCAGAUUCACCAGAGCGCAAAGUAAUCAGUGGCAUGAUUGACAUUUGGACCAGCUUCGCGCUGAACGGCGAUCCGAACUGUGAGAGCAUAAAAUCUGUCAAGUUUACGCCGCUUGACAGCGAAAGCAAUUUGCACUGCCUAAAUAUUGGCGAGCAGUUCGAGUUUAAGCCAUUGCCAGAGCUGGAGAAGCUGCAGUUGUGGAGCAGCUUCUAUACCAGUGGCAAACUCUAAGCUGGACUGCAAAAGUGCGUGAAGUCUUCGGUUUUAUAGCUUUAGCUGCCUCUAUUGUAUAGACCAUGUAAAUGAGGCCUUGUAAAUAUUUAUUACUGUUGUAGUCCUAAGCUAAGGUUGGCUCAUAUACCAUACAUAACACUCGUGUAUAAAUUAUUUGAAAUUAUUA